Molecule: messenger RNA, 3333 nt
Organism: Cotesia congregata
Lineage: Eukaryota; Metazoa; Arthropoda; Insecta; Hymenoptera; Braconidae
Source: the annotation of a GenBank genome assembly
AUGGGUCAUGCGGCCGAAAUUCAGAACCUUACCCACCAUCAAAACAUAACUGAUGCAAUAAUAACAACUAUGGGCGAAACCAUGUUGUUGCAUCAAGUAUUACUAAGAGUUCCUACUUUUGACGGCAGAAACAUGCCUUCAAAAUCAUUUUUAGAAGAUGUCGAAAGCGCGAAAGAAGAUUCGCCCGAUGGACUUCACUCCACUCUUCUAAAAAACAUAAAAUCGAAACAAAGUAAGAAAUCGUACCCCCAAUAUUGUGCUGAUAUACAAUCGGUAAGAUUAAAUCAGGACGAAUCUGUUCUUAGUUACUACAAUCGCAUCAAAAACCUUGUUAAUAACGCCAUUUUUUCUUUAAAAGAAAAAUUUAAUAACGAACAAGAAGUAACUAGCAUGAAGAAACUAUUAGACGGGUUAGCAUUAGAGUCAUUCAAACGCGGGUUAACUGAUGACCUUGUUUACGUGGUAUCAGUUCAAAAUCCAGCUAACAUCGAAGAUGCGUACAAACUUGCCAUGCGCAUAGAAGAAGAUUUGAAAGGUAGUAGCGCUCGAAAUUCUAACUACCUGCGGUAUGCCCAAACUCAAGACCAAUCAAAUAACUCGGAACGCCCCACUCGCGUGGUUAGUUUUCAAGAAGAGGAAAGAAGAGGUACAAUCCCUCACUCUCUUAAUAGAAAUGACAUUACGUACCCAAGAAAUAAUUUUAAUGAAGAAAACAAUAAAGAGUUUGGUAAUCAGAAUAACUCAAACAAUUCAAAUCGUUAUAAUAGAAGACGUUCUCCUAAUAGAAAUUACCCUUCACAAUAUUAUCCUCCACAAAUGGGGUGCUCGACGGUCAGACGCCCCGACGAGCGAACUCCUCUUAUCGCGUCAAUCUUCAACAAUCAAGUUUCUAACAGCCGAAAGUGUAUCUACUGGUCAGGAACCUCAGGUAGAGGACCAGUAGUCGUAUUAAAGGCCCCUGAAUUAAAAAGUGGUCAAGCCGCUCAUGAAGCAUUAACAGUUUCUGGUAUUACAAAUAAUAAAGUUAAUACUGUAGGCUCAACUGAACUCACUUUCUUUAAGAAACCCCAAAAAUUUCAUGUUUUUCGAGAAACAUUACCGAUUCCCACAGACGGGAUUAUAGGUGUCGAUUUUCUAGAGAAAGAGAAGGUUGAAAUUUCAUUUCACCAUAACACCAUAGUCGCAGAUUCUAGACCGAUUUUCCCUAUUUAUUUUGAACCUUCGAAACCAAAUGAACUCGUUCCAGCUAAUCUUCCUCCUAUUGAAAAUAUUCCCUCUGUUGAAAAUAUUCCUAUUUGGGGCGAUGAGCCCACAACUUUUAUUGUUAAAGCACGCACUCGAGCUUGUGUAAAUUUGAAAUUAAAACCGAGCAAUCUUAUCACCGGUUAUUUACCGCGAAUUCGCACUGAACACGAACACAUUUACAUGGGUGAGAAUUUAGUCACAAAUUUUGAUAAUACUUGCAAUGUUUUUGUCAUUAACGCAUAUGAGGAAGACAUGAAGAUUCAGAUCCCUCCUCAAGAGAUCUUUCCUUUUGAAAGUGACGAAUUCUCUGAAGAUUUCUUCAACUCAGAUUCCAAUUCAGAAUCCGUCUUCUCUAGGGUCGACUCGGGACUUAGAAAACGCAAACCUGUUCCUCCUCCAUCCUCUAUAACCGCGGCCGUUAAAUCAAGGCAUGCGAAACAAGACGCGAAACAAAAUACGAAUCAAAACGCGAAUCAAAAUACAAAACAAGAUGCAAAACAGGAUACCAGCGUUCCAAAGCCGUUACCACCAUAUCUUGGAAUUCAAAAUCCAUUUCAAAUGAAGAGCCGAGUUCAACGAACCCCCGUGAAAAAGAAAAUUGAUACAAUUGAACCUGCAAAUAAAUCAAUACGCCCGCUUAAAUUCACGAACCUCAUGGACCCUCCAAAACCUCCUGAUCCUCCCGAUGAUCCUUUACCAGAACCUAGAGCAAGAAAUAGUGCUUUUCCUAACCUUGUACAAAAACGUAAUGCAAUUGUAGAAACUGAUUCCGAACAGGAAAACAUUCCUGCGAAAAAUCGUACAAAUGCAUUAAGAUUUGUCUUCGAUGUUAAAGAUAACACAAGCGAUUCAUCUGCUAAUACCAUAAUAGAUCCUUCAGUUCCACCAUCCUCAAAUAAAAAAAUAGUCGAAGUUUCGGCUGAAUCUUCUUUCCAAGAUCCUUAUUGGUGGGAUCUCAAUGUACAAGCAGACCAAGCCGCAACAUCAAAAGGACAAGACAAUAAAAAUCGGAAGUCUUCUCCGGUCACUUUCCAACACCCACUAGGAAAUUCUACACCUCUUUCUCAUAUUAGUGAUUCAGAGACUGAAGAUGAUCGUCCCCCACAGCAGGCACGUGCUGGUUCAUUACCCCAAAUACCUGAAGAAUUUUCAUCAGACUCCUCACUACCGUCGGAACAAGUUGAAAAUUUCGAAAACCCUAAUUCUCUCGCUCAUAAUAUUACUAAUGAACUCUUUUAUCCAAAUAUACAUCGAGAAAAACCUAAACUUUUAGAAAUACAUUCAACUAACGAAAAUUUAACAUAUUACCGAGAUAAUUAUUUACACUUCAUUUCUGCAGAUUGUGAAUUUACAACCCAAAUUUCUAGAUUAUUAAUUAAUACCGAUUAUAUCAACCCUCAAGAUAUUAAAUUAAAGAAACCUAAAGUACAGCAAAUUUUAGUAACUCCUAAAGGCAAACAUAAAGUUCUUAGUGCAGUAAUUACCGGUAAACAGUUUGAUGAAAUUUCUAUUCCAAAACUUAAAAAUAUAUUAUUUGUUCUUAAAGAUAUUAAUCAUUAUGAGUUAAAAACACUAAGAAUAUCUAAAAAUGGAGAUAUGGUGAUGAUGGGAGCCAUUCAACUAGCCAUUUUGAUAGGCUCUCUCCUGCAGCCGAUCUCUGGUUUUAUAGCUUUCGACUGUAGUACUCCCUUUUUAAAUAUCACUACGCUUUCUUUAUUGGACGUUAAAGAUUGUAAUAUUCCACCACCUAAACCUGUUAUUACACACAGCAACGUACAACUUUUACAGACCUUUGACUUUUCUAUGAUUAAGAUCAUUCAAUGUAAACUCAAGGUUCGUCAUAUUAUUCGUUAUUGUGGAGAGUUCAGCCAUCUUUUUGGUGUAAUUAAUGGCGAUAUCGAAUAUAUACACGAAUUAGGGGUAGAUGAAUGUAACCGAAUUCAUAAUAGUGGAGUUUUCUAUUUUCACGGUACACACUUAGACCUAAAACCGAAUUCAACAACUACUCGACCAGUAACCUUUCAAGGCGCAUACUCGGUAGACGGCGUCUGCCAAAGAGGUACGUAUACCGAUGCUUUUGGAUCUUGA